AAAAAAGAUUAAGAUAAGAAUAAUUGUAAAAAUAAUUAUGAAUCGAUCAUCAUAAGAAGGACGUUUAAUUUCCUUACGUUUCAAAAUAAACGAAUGUGUAUACGAUUUAUAACAAUAUUGACAGAAAUUUUGCAACAUAUUAUGAAGACGAGUUUCCGAUGGAUACAAUAUUUUUAUAUUUGGAGAUAAUCCUGAAUGAAAGUUUAUAGUAAAUGCUAAUUAUAGUGUAGAAUAAAUACGGAGAUCAAAAAGCAACGUUGCAAUAUUGCUAAAGCUAUUGGAUUUCAUUCGAAAUUUUGUCAAAUAUACUACAUCGUUUAUAUAUACUAGAUAAGCAUCAUGGAUAUAGGAACACUGAUAUUUAUUGAUAAAAAUGAAUAAAGAUGCACAUCCAGCUGGCUUUAUUCCACCCCCUGCUUAUCAUGUAAGUGGUGCAUCACCAGUACCGCCAAUGAUGCAACCGCCACAUCAGAACGUAGUAAUUGUAGGAGGUGGCUCCUUUGGAUCAGAUACACAAGUAAUGACAUGUCCAUAUUGUCAAAGUAGCAUAUCCACUCGUGUGGAGAGUGAAGCAAGUACAAAAACGCAUUUAUUCGCUCUGAUACUUUGUCUUACGGGAUUCUGGUGUUGCGCACCCAUGCCUUACUGUAUGGAUACUUGUUUAGUAAAGAAGCAUUAUUGUCCAUCAUGUAAGGCUUUCCUAGGACAAUCUAACAAUUGAUUCACCUUAUCAGUACAAAAAUACACGCUGUUCUUCCUUCAUUCGUUCGUUCGGUUAUUAACAUAUCUACUUUGUGAUCAAGAAUGAUUUUUUUUUUUUUUUAU
Molecule: messenger RNA, 825 nt
Organism: Vespula vulgaris
Lineage: Eukaryota; Metazoa; Arthropoda; Insecta; Hymenoptera; Vespidae
Product: lipopolysaccharide-induced tumor necrosis factor-alpha factor homolog
Exons: 4
Coding region: 374-721 (115 amino acids)
Molecular function (GO): zinc ion binding
Source: RefSeq, a predicted model, not a curated record